CAAAAACCAUGUACUCCGUCUCCUAAUUUGCCAACCUUGCCAUGUGAAACCACAUGCCUUCCAAUUCCUUUCUUCUUCCAAAUCCUGACAUGAAUUGGUUUUACCUCAAAUAUUAAACACUACAUUAUUAACUACUAUUAAUGAUUAAACUAACAGCGAUUAACAUCUUCUUUCCUCCUUCAAUUCUUUUUAUUCCUCCCAAACACCCAUUAAUUGGCCAUUCUCCUAAAGAUUCUACAAGUCCCAGAAAAAAAAAUACAAACAGACACGAGAAAACAUGAAUAUCUCGGAACAAAACCUUUUCAACACGACCACUACAACCACGACUUGUUUGUUUUUUCUCUUGAUUUCGUUAUCUACUACUACUAUUUUCUUCUCCUCUGGUGACAGGGAAGCCGCCUCUGUUUUCCCUUUUAUAGCUGCCGCCGCUUUUGCCGCCGUUGUGGUGGCCGGACUCAUUGUCCUGGCCGUCAGAACCACCAUUGUGGCGUGGAUCACGGUGCUGGUACUCUUAGCUUUCGUCGGAAAGCGCCGCCGUGUUCUUGCUAAGGAUGGGAAGAAGAUUACAUCGGAGGUGGCAGUUUAUGUGGCUAAUGAAGUAAUUAAGGAGAAGGGAUUAGUUGCUAUCUCUGGAGUUCUUAUGAUUCUGGGUUUAAUGGCAUUGUUUUGAGCGCCUUAUCAUUAAUCUACUAUUAACUCUCACUAAUUAUAUUACAAAUUACAACUUUUAAUCCA
Nicotiana tabacum (common tobacco) is the source of this 735-nucleotide messenger RNA. The record is from RefSeq and is a predicted model, not a curated record. Lineage: Eukaryota; Viridiplantae; Streptophyta; Magnoliopsida; Solanales; Solanaceae.